Messenger RNA from Aspergillus udagawae, 1845 nucleotides. RefSeq names its product putative regulatory factor Sgt1. NCBI's taxonomy places the organism in Eukaryota, Fungi, Ascomycota, Eurotiomycetes, Eurotiales, Aspergillaceae. The transcript is spliced from 3 exons. Bases 1 to 1845 code for a protein of 614 amino acids. The record is from RefSeq and is a predicted model, not a curated record. Gene Ontology annotation, cellular component: nucleus.
AUGGCGCCCAUGUCCCAAGAAGACUUAGAAUGGUUCAGAUCCACUUUCCGUCCCAUCCCUAAGCCAGAACUCCCUGAUGAUGCGGUCGAAUAUUCCAUUUACUAUAUCCCCUCCGACCCCGCCCCCGCCAUCAACGAUGAGACGACAGAGACAAGGUCACGAUUGGUGGAGGUGCAACGGAGCGCAGCUGAUUUGACGAAAUACUAUCUGAAGGAUUAUAUAUGGCAGCGGGAAGGCUUCAAGUUGGAGAUCACGAAGGAAGAUGGUAUCAUGGCGCUACGAGGGCGCACAAAUUAUGGAGACUCUAUCGAAGAUGAAUGGGUGAUUGUCUAUCUUCUGCGCGAAUUGACCAAGAAGCACCAGGAUAUUUGGGUUAAGGUGAUCGACAGUGACGGCCAGUUUUUACUGGUUGAGGCGGCUGGCGCUUUGCCCUCCUGGCUUGAACCGGAAAUAGCGGACAAUAGAGUAUGGAUACACCAAGGAGAACUUGUCAUCAUCAAGCCGAAGCAUGAUAGAGCUCGGAAGGUCGCUGAGAAGCUGUCGCUUGCAGACUCAAGAAGAAUUAUCAAAGAGGAACCCAAGCGACUCUUGCGUUCUGCAAUGAUCCAAGACGAAGCUUUCUAUCGCUUACGGAACUAUCCCAAACAGAUCAGCGAGAACCUCCACUCAGCGCUCGUAACCAUUCCACGAAAGGUCGCAUUUCUCCUCCGCCAAAAGCCAGCCUAUAUUUCGGCAGCGAUAGAGGCAUUUUAUCUACGUGAUCCCAUCGCGCUGCGACCGCUCAGAUCCAAAGACGCUAGCACAUUCAUCUUCAAGCCGGAGGAUUUUGUCACCGUCAGCGUACGGUUUACCCGAGUCAGUUAUGCACAGCUCAAGAGUCAGGAUUUCCCGGCACCCAAGUCAUGGCUAGGAAAACUCCCUCCGAAGGAUGACCGAAUUGCAUUCGACCGGGCGGAAGUAGGGAUGAAACUUUCGUGUGGUUUUGAAAUGCUCCUCACCGAUCCUCAGAACCAAGACAAAGCGUCUGUGAGAGAAAUGAAGCUUCUAUUGGAGGAUGUGGAUUCUGGAGAUGAGAAACUACCUACGGAUGAAGAGAUCUCUGGAUGGGAUAAGAGACAGGACGAUGAAAAAUGGCUGGACAUCAACUUUGAGGAUCUUGACCGCGAGCUGAAGGGCAAGGACAAGAGCACGGCCAGCGAUGGACAGGCCAAGGGCGCAUUUGGGGAUGCCAACGCUCAAGAGAAUCUUCAACGCAUCGUGGCUCAGUUUGAGAAAUUCUUGAACGAUGAAUCUGCUGGAUUCGAAGGCGCCGAUUUCAUUGAUGAUUUCGGCUCGGAUUCGGACAUUGACGAUGACAUCGAUGAUGAAGUGAGUGACGAAGGCGAAGAUAAAGAGGCAUCUUUCGACGAAGAAGAGUUCUCACGGAUGAUGAAAGAAAUGAUGGGCCUGCCGCCCUCUGUGCCUGGCCUUCAGGGGGCGUCCAGGCAACCGUCAGCUCCACGCGGUCGAAUUGAAGAGUUGAACUCCGAAUCCGAAGACGACUUGGAAGAAAUACAGAAGCUUUCCGCUCAGAUGGAAGCGGAGCUGAGAGGCACAGGCGUCCUCGACCUAAAUCGUCCAAAGAAGUCCUCAACUGAAAAGCGCGCAAUAUCAGAUUCAUCACAAAAGGAGCCCGGUGACGCAAAUGAACAGAGUGAGGACAUCGUCGAAGACGACGAUAUCGAUAUCAAUCUUGCCAAAAACCUACUGCAAAGUCUAGAGGGCCAAGCUGGCACUCCAGGCCCAGCAGGGAACAUGCUGUCAAUGAUGAAUUUGCCAGUACCCAAAGACGAUCGGCCGCGGUGA